AUGGCGAACUAUCUCGCCUCCAUCUUCGGCACAGAGCAGGACAAAGUCAAUUGCAGCUUCUACUACAAAAUCGGCGCCUGCCGCCACGGCGACCGCUGCUCGCGCAAACACGUCAAGCCCUCCUACUCGCAGACGAUCCUCCUCCCCAACCUCUACCAGAACCCCGCCUACGACAACAAGUCGCGCAUGAACCCGUCGCAACUCCAGAACCACUUCGACGCCUUCUACGAGGACUUCUGGUGCGAGAUGUGCAAAUACGGCGAGAUCGAGGAGGUGGUGGUGUGCGACAACAACAACGACCAUCUGAUUGGGAAUGUGUACGCGCGAUUCAAGUAUGAGGAUUCGGCGCAGAAGGCGUGCGAUGCGCUGAAUAGUCGGUGGUAUGCCGCGCGGCCGAUCUACUGCGAGCUGAGCCCUGUGACGGACUUUAGGGAGGCGUGUUGCAGGCUCAACAGCGGAGAGGGAUGCAUGCGUGGAGGAUUCUGCAAUUUCAUCCAUCGCAAGGAGCCGAGUCCGGAGCUGGACAGGGAUUUGGAGCUGGCGACGAAGAAGUGGUUGAGGCAGAGAGGCAGAGAUGAGAGGAGUGAGUCGAGGAGCCCAAGUCCAGAGCCAUCGCGGCCGAUGUACUAG
This is a messenger RNA of Zasmidium cellare ATCC 36951, 630 nucleotides long. RefSeq lists its product as uncharacterized. Gene Ontology annotation, cellular component: spliceosomal complex; U2AF complex. Gene Ontology annotation, molecular function: pre-mRNA 3'-splice site binding; metal ion binding. The coding region runs from base 1 to 630 and encodes 209 amino acids. NCBI's taxonomy places the organism in Eukaryota, Fungi, Ascomycota, Dothideomycetes, Mycosphaerellales, Mycosphaerellaceae. The transcript has a single exon. The record is from RefSeq and is a predicted model, not a curated record. Gene Ontology annotation, biological process: mRNA splicing, via spliceosome.